CUUGCGUCUGUGUGUGUCCAUUUGUAUCUCUGCGUGCCUGCCACUGUGCAUUUGUGUGACUUAAGACAACAGGGAUUAAACAGUAUAGGCGCCGAAACACUGGCAUUUUUGGACUCGGUAAUGGUCACCCAGCUCUACCCACAAUGCCUGUGUUUUACUCACCUGUUCCCGAGAACCUGCACAUGGGUCUGGCCUAUAUGGGAGGCUCUGUGUUCACCAACAACAGGACGGCAGACAGCGACUUCACCAGGGACCAGGAUGACGCAUUUGUGGUCAACGAGCUAGUGUCUCACCUCCCCCUGCAGAUGCUGCUGUACUUCAACAUGUUUUACUUUCCUUGCUGGUGGUUCUCAGCUGUGUUCAUGCUGGAAGUAAAGUUCUAUCAUCUGCCGGGGUACUACCAGGCUCUCCUCAUAACCGGGAUGAUCCUCCUCACGGUCAUUGAAGGGGUCCGACUUUAUCUGGGCUACAUUGGCAACCUUAAAGAAAAGGUGCCAGAGUUGGCAGCCUUCUGGCUCCUGUCUUUCAUGUUCCAGCUGCCGGUGCUGCUGUUUUUCCUGACUGAUGAAGGAAUUAUCAUCCUUCCUCUGGAGAGAGCCGUCCACUCCCUGUACCUCUUCUUCCUCCUCGGCCAGAUCCUGGCCUCCUUUCUGGCGCUCAGGACCAUGACCCGAAAGCUCACCCUCCUAUUCCAUCUGCGCCAGUUUGGCAAGGUGGAGAGCAUCCGCCAUGCAGGGAUGAGCCCUGUGUAUGGGCUGACUUACCAUCGAAGUGUGCUGCCCGUGUCACCCACCCAGGACAUGUACCGUUAAAAAUGCCUCUCAACAACUGGCAGACAAUGUAAAUUUUAAUCAACUGCUCCAUUGCCCAACGUAUGCCUGCGUCAUUGGCCCAAGUCUGGCCCAUAUACUUCUACAUCUGGGCAGAGUCCGGCUGUUAUCCUUCGGUACUGACCGACAGCUGGAAGAUUUCUGUCCAGAUGUGGAAGUAGCAUCUGACAAUAUGGGCCAGAUUUGGGGCGAUGGAACCGGGCGGACACUGGGACAGAAGAAAACAAGCCCAACUAUGGACCGGAUUUAUUGCUGGGAAGUGUGUGCCAAAUCUUCCUGUAUGACUUCUCAUCGCUGGCAUAAAGUGACAG
Seriola dumerili (greater amberjack) is the source of this 1141-nucleotide messenger RNA. RefSeq names its product transmembrane protein 17A-like. The coding region runs from base 144 to 812 and encodes 222 amino acids. The record is from RefSeq and is a predicted model, not a curated record. The transcript has 5 exons. NCBI's taxonomy places the organism in Eukaryota, Metazoa, Chordata, Actinopteri, Carangiformes, Carangidae. Gene Ontology annotation, biological process: non-motile cilium assembly. Gene Ontology annotation, cellular component: ciliary transition zone.